This is a messenger RNA of Acinonyx jubatus (cheetah), 6327 nucleotides long. RefSeq names its product Cbl proto-oncogene (gene CBL). The record is from RefSeq and is a predicted model, not a curated record. The transcript has 16 exons. Gene Ontology annotation, molecular function: ubiquitin protein ligase activity; receptor tyrosine kinase binding; calcium ion binding. The coding region runs from base 363 to 3098 and encodes 911 amino acids. Lineage: Eukaryota; Metazoa; Chordata; Mammalia; Carnivora; Felidae. Gene Ontology annotation, cellular component: plasma membrane; membrane raft. Gene Ontology annotation, biological process: negative regulation of epidermal growth factor-activated receptor activity; cell surface receptor signaling pathway.
GGCAGGGGAGGGGUAGGCGGCGCGGAAACUUGGCCUCGGCUUUCCGGGAGCUGUGGCUCGGGAGGGGGUGGCGCAGGAAGGGUCGCUACCCAGUCGGGACCGGGCCGCCGGCUUCCCGGAGCGCCGUGCGCUCCUCCCGUCCCCGGGCUUGCGCUCUCGGAAGGGGCGCGCCCGCGCGAACCUCGCUCCCGUCACCGCCCACUCCUCCUCCCCGCGGCCGCCCCUCCCUCCGCCCGGACAGCCGGCGGCGGCUGCGGCGGCGGCGGCCGGGAGAGGCCCCUCCUUCACGCCCUCCUUCUUUCCCUCGCUCGCAGCGGAGCGGAGCCGGCGGACGCGGCUGGGCCCCCAACCCUCCCCGGGCCAUGGCCGGCAACGUGAAAAAGAGCUCUGGGGCCGGGGGCGGCGGCAGCUCCGGGGGCUCGGGCUCUGGCGGCCUGAUCGGGCUCAUGAAGGACGCCUUCCAGCCGCACCACCACCACCACCACCACCACCUCAGCCCCCACCCGCCCGGCACCGUGGACAAGAAGAUGGUGGAGAAGUGCUGGAAGCUCAUGGACAAGGUGGUGCGGUUGUGUCAGAACCCAAAGCUGGCGCUAAAGAAUAGCCCACCUUAUAUCUUAGACCUGCUGCCAGAUACCUACCAGCAUCUGCGCACUAUCUUGUCAAGAUAUGAGGGGAAGAUGGAGACACUUGGAGAAAAUGAGUAUUUUAGGGUGUUCAUGGAGAAUCUGAUGAAGAAAACUAAGCAGACCAUAAGCCUCUUCAAGGAGGGGAAAGAAAGAAUGUAUGAGGAGAAUUCUCAGCCUAGGCGAAACCUAACCAAACUGUCACUGAUCUUCAGCCACAUGCUGGCGGAACUAAAAGGAAUCUUUCCAAGUGGACUCUUUCAAGGAGACACAUUUCGGAUUACGAAAGCAGACGCUGCAGAAUUUUGGAGGAAAGCUUUUGGGGAAAAGACAAUAGUCCCUUGGAAGAGUUUCCGACAGGCCCUUCACGAAGUGCAUCCCAUCAGUUCCGGGCUCGAGGCCAUGGCUCUGAAAUCCACUAUUGAUCUGACCUGCAAUGAUUAUAUUUCAGUUUUUGAAUUUGACAUCUUUACAAGACUCUUUCAGCCGUGGUCCUCUUUGCUCAGGAACUGGAACAGUCUUGCUGUAACUCAUCCCGGAUACAUGGCUUUCCUGACGUAUGAUGAAGUAAAAGCUCGGCUCCAGAAGUUCAUUCACAAACCCGGAAGUUACAUUUUCCGGCUCAGCUGCACUCGUCUGGGUCAGUGGGCUAUUGGGUAUGUCACUGCUGACGGGAACAUUCUCCAGACAAUCCCACACAAUAAACCUCUCUUUCAAGCCCUGAUUGACGGCUUCAGGGAAGGCUUCUAUCUGUUUCCAGAUGGACGGAAUCAGAAUCCUGACCUGACAGGCUUGUGUGAACCAACUCCCCAAGACCACAUCAAAGUGACCCAGGAACAAUAUGAAUUAUACUGUGAGAUGGGCUCCACAUUCCAACUGUGUAAAAUAUGUGCUGAAAAUGAUAAGGAUGUAAAAAUCGAGCCCUGUGGACACCUCAUGUGCACGUCCUGUCUUACGUCCUGGCAGGAAUCAGAAGGCCAGGGCUGUCCUUUCUGCCGAUGUGAAAUUAAAGGUACUGAGCCCAUUGUGGUAGAUCCGUUUGACCCUAGAGGAAGUGGCAGCCUGCUGAGGCAAGGAGCCGAGGGAGCUCCCUCCCCAAAUUAUGAUGACGAUGACGACGAACGAGCUGAUGAUUCUCUCUUUAUGAUGAAGGAAUUGGCUGGUGCCAAGGUGGAACGGCCUCCCUCUCCAUUUUCAGUGGCCCCGCAAGCCUCCCUUCCCCCGGUGCCGCCGCGACUUGACCUUCUGCAACAGCGGGUGUCUAUUCCUUCAAGUGCUUCUGGGCUUGGAAGUGCUUCUAAGGCAGCUUCUGGCUCCCUUCAUAAGGACAAACCAUUACCGAUACCUCCCACACUUCGAGAUCUUCCACCACCGCCCCCUCCAGACCGGCCAUACUCUGUUGGAGCAGAAAGCCGGCCUCAGAGACGCCCCUUGCCUUGCACACCAGGCGACUGUCCGUCCAGGGACAAACUGCCCCCUGUUCCCUCUAGCCGCCUUGGGGAAUCAUGGCUGCCUCGGCCGAUCCCCAAAGUACCAGUGGUCGCUCCAAACGCUGGUGACCCCUGGACAGGUAGAGAAUUAACCAACCGGCACUCACUUCCAUUUUCAUUGCCCUCACAAAUGGAGCCCAGAACAGACGUGCCUAGGCUUGGAAGCACAUUCAGUGUGGAUACCUCCGUGAAUAUGAAUAACAGCCCAUUAGCAGGUUCAGAGUUUGAGCACCCCAAAAUCAAACCUUCUGCGUCUGCCAGUGCCAUUUAUUCUCUGGCUGCCAGGCCUCUUCCUGUGCCAAAGCUGCCCCCCGGGGAGCAGGGUGAAAGUGAGGAGGACACGGAGUAUAUGACCCCCUCCUCCAGGCCUCUAGGACUUCCAAAACCGGAUGGGAAAUGGCCUUUGGACACAACCCAGAGUUCACGAGCGUGUGAUUGUGACCAGCAGAUUGAUAGCUGUACAUAUGAAGCAAUGUAUAAUAUUCAGUCCCAGGCGGCACCGGCUGUCACAGAGAGCAGCACCUUUGGUGAAGGGAAUCUGGCCCCGGCCCACGCCAGCACCGGACCCGAGGAGUCUGAAAAUGAGGAGGAUGGCUAUGACGUCCCCAAGCCGCCUGUGCCGGCAGUGCUGGCCCGGCGGACUCUGUCCGACAUCUCUAACGCCAGCUCUUCGUUCGGCUGGUUGUCUCUGGAAGGCGACCCCACUGCAAACUUCACUGAGGGUUCCCAAGUUCCCGAAAGGCCUCCCAAACCGUUCCCUCGGAGAAUCAACUCUGAACGAAAAGCAGGUAGCUGUCAGCAAGGUGGUGCCGCCCCCGCCCCACCGCAGCUCUCCAGCGAGAUCGAGAACCUCAUGAGUCAGGGAUACUCCUACCAGGACAUUCAGAAAGCUUUGGUCAUUGCCCACAACAACAUCGAAAUGGCCAAAAAUAUCCUCCGGGAAUUUGUUUCUAUUUCUUCUCCCGCCCACGUCGCCACCUAGCACACCCCCGCCCCGCUGCAGCGUCAGAGGACCAGUGAGCCGGCCGCUCUUACUGGAGUGGCACCUGCAAGGGCAGAGGUGCCUUUGGAGACUUCGCGGUGAGGUCUCGCCCUCUCUGUGGGGUUUCACAUCCGUGGUUCCAAGAUUUCAAAGCAGUGGAAUGAACAUGGAGCAGCUAGUGUGUUUUAUUAUUUUAUUUGUUUUGAGAGUGGAUUCGAAGGUGUCCUUCAGUCCUCACCUUAGAGUGUGGAUUCUUAGUAAAUGGUAGCCUACCUGGGGAACAGUCCGGAAAGCAGUAGGAGAAGUAUUGUGCUGUAAAUCCUCACUGGGGACUUCAGACUUCCCUGGGUUAAGGAUGUGGUUGUGUUUCUGUCUGUCUGUGGUUGCGUGUGUCCUGUGAUUAUAAGAUUAACCUGCUGUGUGUGUUAAUCCCAGGCAGGGAAUUAGCACAAGAGGUUUAGGAAGGAAUCGUUUAAAGACUUCCAUCUACUGUGGUAUUCUACCCAACCCCAGUGUGUAUUACAACUUCAACACUCCCCGACGGCUUGGAUUACCACGUGCAUAGCUCAAGUCUUGUAUUUUUAGAACACCCUCCCUCUGUCCUUUGUCCUGCUUCCUCCUCCUCCUUGGUGUCUGUCAUUGGCAGUGGGCUUGCUGUGACCAGACUUACUGAAGCCGAGUGGCUUAUAGGAUGUUCCUUAUUACGUGUGAUGGUUGGUGUUGGUUUGUGUGGUAGAUGGGUAGUGGGGGAAAAAGUACUGUUGCUGUAUCCUUAUAGUCAUGUUUGAUCUAGCAGCUAACACUGGUCACUCCAAAGCACUGUUUCCAUAGGAACAUCGACUCUGUUAAAGUACGAUGUUUUCAUUAUCCUAAUUCCAUAAUGACUGAUUCGAGAUAGAGGCCUUCAGAUACAUUCCAUGCCCUCCCCAGAAGGUGGUCUGUGGGAGUCCGUUGCCUUGAUGCCAGGUACGUGUUCUAACGUAGGCCGUGGGUUUUUCUGCUUCACGGGAAGGGAAGGGCAUUUGUUUCCAGCAGUGGCUUUCUGACCUGAAUACCACAAAACUUUUAGCAAGCUUCACGCACAGGCUCUUUGCCUUGUUCUACAUAAGAUGCACAAAAUAGUGAAGAUGUCUCUGUUGGGUUUUUUUUCCCCGGUGAGUUAAUUCCAGCUUAUACGGGUGUCUCCCUUUGAACAUGAGCCAGGUUAUAUUUUCGGAGGAGAAUCUGCUCUUUGCCCUCGAAGGAAAGGGGCUGACACCCAUGGUGGUGCAGCAUUGCGCUGACAGCCCCAGUCCCGCAUCGGGGCCUCCGACAGCUGGGUUUCCCUUGUGCCUGUGGCUUUGGGCAUGUAGCACGUCCUUCCGUCUCCUCGUCACCUUAGUCCUGUGUACUCACUCGUGACUGCGUUCUCCACGGUAAUUAGCAUUCAGUGUAUAAAUGACUUUACUGUGGUCAGAGACCGUAUGUGAGAAGCCUGACGAUUUGUGCAAUUGCAGGUUACAAAGGAGAUUCAGGGUCCAGCACGGGGCACCCGUUAGUCGGUUCCUGGAGGUGCUGCGAAAUGACCCCUGGAGUUGGGUCAGUUCUCUGUCCAGUCUUUGCUGGCUUCCCCAGCAAAGCGGGUGUACCCCCUCGCUUGUCAGAAGCACGCCUGCUCUUUGAUCAAUCUGCCCUCCUCAAAAUCUAAAUCACGCUUUUGUCUUUAGAUCCAGAAUCUCUUCAGAUCGGUUUUCUUUCUCAUCUUGUCAUCUGUGGAACUAAAAUUUUUUCUAACUCUUCUCUUGGCUCUCAGCUGUUCCUAGACCUGUUGGCUUUAUCCUCUUGCCUCCGAACCAUUUACAUUCCCAGGGUAGAAGGUACAGGACUUCUUGUUAAUUUGCUCUGGUUCCCCAAUGUCUGCUCCACGUGGCGGAAAACAGCCCAGCCCACCGUCAGGUGCAGGAGGUGUCCUGAUGGUCGUGGCCGGGGGCAGGGAGAGUGGCAGUAACCUAGCGUCUCCUUCUAAAAGCCAGUAAGGAUAUGGUUUCGUUUGUGGUAACGUUCAGUUUGUAUUUUGUUUAAAUGCUGAAGACCCAGACGAAAAACUAGAAGAAAUGGCAGCAUUUUCCAUGCCUGCCCACACUGGAAGUUUUCCUUGUCUGCAGACAUUGCCCAUAGUCUGAAGAUGUGUCAAGAGAACAGAACACUGAUUCUGCAUAUCUUUUGCCUGUUCAGUGUAUCCAAAAUCUUUGGAGAGUGUGUCCUUACACAUAUAUAGGCUAAGGGCGAGUUCAUCCUUUUGUUCCUCGUUGAGCGCCCCUGUGGCUCAUGGGGUCAGGCCUCCAACUGGGGUGUCAGAUCCCAGUGUUGGACAUACGCUUCAUUGAUUGGCUUGGUCAUCGGCCUGGCAGCUGGGUAGCUAUAGGCUUUCAAGCUUCUGAGACCAUCCUGUGAGGUUUUCUCUCCUCAGGUCUGUGAGGACAGACCUGGGUCCAAGCCUCAGGUCACCAAGGUAGUCUCACGAAAGUUUUCACGUGGAGGCUUGUCUUGAGGGUAUUUCCAAAACUUUAAUCUCUUAAAUUUUCCUUGGGCUAAGGCACAAAUACCAGCUUCUUCAUCCUCCAUUCGUAUGGCAGUUUUUAAUUCCUGGGCUCUGCUCUGAAUUUAGAAUUGCUCUUUCAGAAGUUGGCUUUGAGUUUUGCCAUUUUGGGUAAACCCAUCUCCCUUCUCCCUCCGAAUUACAAGUGGUUCCUUCUGUGUUAACUUGCCAGGUGGGUAAGGUAAAAGUCACUUUGAUGUUUUUCUUUUUUCUCAAAUGCAUUUGGCUAUUCUGUUCAGUCCAGUCUCCUUUCCCUCUUUCUGGCUUGCCCUGCACGGCCUGCCUCUGUGCUCCUCUGUGCUGCUCUGUGCUCCUCUGUGCCCAGCUGCCCUCUGUGCUCCUUCCACUAAAGUAAAAGAUUCCCAGAGCAGAAACACCUGUGGGCUCUGUGAUAUACCUCCCUUUAAGAAAAUAAGAGAUUGGGCACUUUCCGGUCUCCACGUGCAUCUGUUCAUUCUUAUGUAAGUAAUGAUCUGCACCUUGGACGGCCAUUCUCUUCCACUAUCCCUCCUCCCCCCCACUCAACACACUCCGCCAUUCUUCUGUGCUCUUCCCAGACAGAUGACACCAGGGCUCAGGAUGGGGGACAGUGCUCGUAGUGUCAUGCAGCUGCUUUGCGGGUUAAAAUUUUUGGAUGGGGGUCGCUAUUCU